Funneliformis caledonium is the source of this 762-nucleotide messenger RNA. NCBI's taxonomy places the organism in Eukaryota, Fungi, Glomeromycota, Glomeromycetes, Glomerales, Glomeraceae. The record is from the annotation of a GenBank genome assembly.
AUGUAUUCGUCUCUGCAAGAGGAUAAACCUCCGUCUCCAACACUGGCUCCAGCACCAAUUUUUACUUUUACUACCUCUACUGCAUUCUCUACUUCGCCAACUGCUACCUCUUCGACUAGUGCUUCCUCUUCAACUUCCUCACCCUCUACACGAUGGGUGCGAAGGCUGCACCAUCGACAAAGAAACCAUAGAGAGAGGAACCUGCUGUUUAGUCGGAUGAUACAUGCUGCAGGAGGCGGUGGAAAUAAUAAUAGUGAUAGUAACAACAUUAUUAGUAACGGCAGCAACAUUAAUGGAAAUAAUUCUUCAACAAUACCUUCAACAGUGCCCUCAUCGACUAUAUCAACCUCUUCCUCUUCACCUAAUAUACAAUCUCAAGACGAUGAUGAUCUCCAAAGCAUGCAUCACCAUUUUCGUAGCAAGACAGUUUGUAAAUUAAAUUGUGCGCACUGUAACAAUAGUGUGUGCGUGAGAGGAAUGAAGGCCAUGUUAUUGGCUGAUACAAGAAUUGAACUUUAUUCCACUGACGUACCGCCAUUAUCUGGGAAUGUUCUAGGAUAUCAUAUUACUCAGCCAUGCCAACAGUGUAUGGAAGCUUGCAACAAUGGUCAUCUUUGGAUGUUUCACACAGAGUCUGUUACGAGCGAAGAGAGAUUAGACCCCGAAGGGAAAAAGAUUCUUUUAUGGGCACAAUUACCUCGAGCUGAAAAAGAUAUCGAAAUAGUUGAUACGGAAGACGAAUAUGAACAAUGUUGUCGAUAA